Messenger RNA from Toxotes jaculatrix (banded archerfish), 1883 nucleotides. It is a transcript of the gene tmem160, whose product is annotated as transmembrane protein 160. Lineage: Eukaryota; Metazoa; Chordata; Actinopteri; Toxotidae. The coding region runs from base 1 to 663 and encodes 220 amino acids. The record is from RefSeq and is a predicted model, not a curated record. The transcript has 4 exons.
AUGGCUUUCCUGAGUUUGUUCAUGAGAAGGCAGCUGCCGCAGGCCGUUUCCCACUUCGCCCGGGUAGUGAAGCUGGUCCGGCCUCCCUGCGCCGGAGCCCCGCUGCGGAGGCUGCACGGCUCAGCCCGGCUGAGACACGGAGAGAAGGGACCGUGGGGGAAGAGCCGGGGGCCGGAGCCGCAGCAGCAGUAUCAGUUCACAGACCUCGACAAGGCGGACGCUUUGAUGCUGAGAAAGUCCCACGAAACAGGAUUCCUCUCGUGGUUCAGGAACGGCCUGCUGGCGACUGGGAUCGGAGUCAUCGCGUUUGUCCAGAGUGAAGUGGGACGGGAAGCCGGAUAUGCCUUCUUUAUCCUGGGAGGUGCGUGUGUCUCGUUUGGCGGUGCCUCGUAUAUUGGCAGCCUUUUUGCCUUGCGGAGGAUGAUGAUGCUCUCUGUGCCAGCACUGCUGCUCCAAGGCGCUGUGGUGGGCAGCGUCGCCCUCUUCUGGCUCUGUGCGGUAUCACUGUACAUCGGCCGCUUGGAGGUUGAGAUCAUCCACGAGGAGGAGGAGGAGGGAGAGGAUGAGGAAGAAUGCCGGGAGUGCCGAGAGAGACGCGAACUCCGAGGUUAUCGAGGCUCCCAUGACAGUGAGGACAGUGACCAUAAGAGGCCGAAGAAGUAGAGAUCUUCCAGGGAUGGAGAAUGGAAAGGGUGUGUGUUGCUUUGAUUCAAGGUUUACCCUUAUUUGUAUGUGUGUGUGUGCGUGCGUGCGUGCGUGUGUGUGUACAUGCACACAAGCAAACAGCCUACAUGUUCAUAUGCAGGCUGUGUGAGUUUAUAAAUACAAACCUAUUAUCCAUUGUUAUACUGAUGUAAAGGUGAAGAAAGACUUUUAAAACAUUUGGAGAACUGAUCAGAAAAAAUGAUGAACAUUGCUGAUAAUUUGGUAGUUUGACUACAUUUACUUUUGGUGAAUAAAUCAGCUUUUUUGUAAAAGUUGUUAUAAUCACAUAUAUUCAAAGCUGCUUCACUUGUGUUAUCAAUCUGACUGAUAAUUGUAUUGAUUUUUUUUUCUAUAUCCGCAUUCAAAGACUCAUUGAAAAUAUCACAUAUAUUCAAGUUUACUUUUCAGGGAACUGUAUGCAAUCAUUUUUAGAGCAUUUCAUCAGAUUUUUCUCAGCCAACUGUUACCAGAUGCUGUUUGUCUUAACAUCUUGUUCAACAUAAUUAACUGUGACUGACAACUUCAAGUUUUCACAAAAGUCUUGAAAUGAAACAGUGGUUCUCAAACACGGUGUGGUGUGGAUCUUUUUUUAUUAAUUGCUUCCACUAUCAGUGUAAAUAAUUGGGGUGAGAAGGGUGUGGACGUUUUUUGGCUUCUGAAGGGCAGCGUGCCAGGAAAGGUUUGAGAACCACUGAAAUAAACCAGGCUGGUUGUGAUAUGCUGUGAGAUGCAGAAAGAAUGGACUUACUAUAUGCAUGUUUCAGGUCUCUUUGAUUGCAAAUUGAUGAGGGCUUAGAAUUUAUUUUUACAGACCUUUAAAUUACCUAGUGAAGUUGUUUUGAUUUCUAAGGACAAGAGCACUUUUGUCUGUUUUUGUUUGUCACGAUAAUGACUCUCAACUUUUGGAAACAAAGGGUGUUUUUUUUACAGCCUCUUCUGUGGUUAUAUUAUGUUUGCUUUGCUUUGUUAAUAUACAUGUACAGUACCUAAAUGUAACCAUGAACCAUUGCUGUUUUAACUGAUGUAAAGAUUAGCUGAUAGAAUGGAAAAGUUGAUAAUAUUGAGUUUGUGUGUGGAAAUGGGGUUCACUGUUGUUUACUUUUGUUUGUGUGCACCACUUUUAAUGCACAUCUACUGUGCGUACAGUAAUAAAGCCAGAAGAAAUCUGUGCUGAAACA